UGGUAAGUUGAUUUUCUUUUUCGUCCAAGUUGAUGAUGACGAUGACGGAAAUACUGACUGCAUUUUGAGAAAAAUGCUAUUCAAGCCAGUUUAUAUGAGUGUUAGACCAAAAUAUCUACCUCCACAAAUACAACCUCCAAAGGCACCUGCUCCUCUUCCAGUAGAAGAACAACCGUGCCAAAAGGAAGAAACCCCAAAACCGAUCGAACAUCUUAAAUCUCCAUCACCAGUGCGACCCCUUGUCAAAUAUGUCGACCUUGACCCGGAGCCUUUGGUUGAACCACCACCCUCACCCCCUGAAGAGCCCAAGGAACGUCUACCCAUGUUAAUUAGUGGAUAUAAAUUUCAAACUGUGAUCCCACCGGAAGCGAGCAGGGACGUUCUAACUGGAAAAGUUCCUUACAUCUAUUUUAAUGAAGACGGCAUGCAAAUUUUCAAACCUAAACAUGUUCUUAAUGCUCUGAAGCUUCCGAAGAAGGCGAGAAGGAAGUAUAUGGAUUAUUCGUGUGUUGGUGGUCAUGAAAGAAGUUCCGAUUUUCCGAUGCGCUACCCCGUAGAGGUGGAAUAUGAUGAUGAGGACGAGGAUCUAGUACGAUCGUGGAUAGAACCUUUUCCAGUUACGGAAUGUUUUUACAGACUAUACCCAUUCAUUUAUUAAAUGUAGUUUUUGCUAACAACAUUAUGGUAACUACGAAAAUUCGUCAAAAUUUAAAAUAUCUGCAACUGCCUAAGUAUUUAACGUAUCUGUAUCUUUUUAAUUAAUUUUAUCUUCAUUCUAUACACUUUUACACCUUUAAGGAACGAAAUAUAUAAAAAUAAUAG
Molecule: messenger RNA, 822 nt
Organism: Agrilus planipennis (emerald ash borer)
Lineage: Eukaryota; Metazoa; Arthropoda; Insecta; Coleoptera; Buprestidae
Exons: 2
Coding region: 74-658 (194 amino acids)
Source: RefSeq, a predicted model, not a curated record